Myripristis murdjan (pinecone soldierfish) is the source of this 1403-nucleotide messenger RNA. Its product is annotated as keratin, type I cytoskeletal 13-like. Gene Ontology annotation, cellular component: cytoskeleton. The record is from RefSeq and is a predicted model, not a curated record. NCBI's taxonomy places the organism in Eukaryota, Metazoa, Chordata, Actinopteri, Holocentriformes, Holocentridae. Gene Ontology annotation, molecular function: structural molecule activity. The coding region runs from base 67 to 1302 and encodes 411 amino acids. The transcript is spliced from 7 exons.
AACCUUUUCCCUGUUCAGCUUUCUCCUCUCUAUCCAGAACAGACAAACAGCCUGCAGGCCUCCACCAUGUCUUACCUGUCUCGUUCUCAAAAAGUCUCUGCGGUCUCUCGUUAUCCCACGAGGUCCUCCGGCAGCAUGUGCGGUGGUGCUGGCGGCACUGGGAUUCGCAUCUCCAGUGCCUACAACCCUAGAUUGAUGUCUGCCGUAUCAGGAUACUCCGCCAGUGGUGGAGCAGCAGGCUUCAACCUGGCCGACGCCGUUGACAUCUCUGACAACAAGAAGGCCACCAUGCAGAACCUGAAUGACCGUCUGGCCUCCUACCUGGAUAAGGUCCGCAACCUUGAGAUGGCCAACGCUGAGCUGGAGCUGAAGAUCAGGCAGUUCCUGGAGAGCAAGGUCCAGCCAGAAGGUCACGACUGCUCUGCCUUCAAGGCUGUCAUCAGCGACCUUCAGGACCAGAUCCUUGAUGCCACUCGUACAAAUGGAGCGCUCUACCUGGCUAUUGACAACGCUAAGCUGGCUGCAGAUGACUUCAAAGUCAAGUACGAGAACGAGCUGGCCAUGCGUCAGGGAGUGGAGGGAGACAUUGCCGGGCUGAAGAGACUCCUGGAUGAGCUGACUCUGUCCAGAUCAGACCUGGAGAUGCAGAUCGAGGGUCUGAAGGAGGAGCUCAUCCAUCUGAAGAAGAACCACGAGGAGGACCUGCUGGCUCUGCGUUCCCAGAUGGGAGGUCAGGUGAACGUGGAGGUGGACGCUGCUCCUCAGCAGGAUCUGUCCGCUGUCAUGGCUGGAAUCAGAGAGCACUACGAGACCGUCGCCACCAAGAACCGCAGGGACCUGGAGGCCUGGUUCCAGGCUAAGACAGACGAUCUGAACAAAGAGGUUGCUGUCAGCACUGAGACGCUCCAGUCAUCACGCAGCGAGGUCACAGAGGUCAAACGUUCCCUGCAGAGCCUGGAGAUUGAGCUCCAGGCUCAGCUCAGUAUGAAAGCUUCCCUUGAAGGAACCCUGGCAGACACCCAGAACAGGUAUGCCAGCAUGCUGGCAGGCUACCAGAGGCAAGUCGGCGCACUGGAGGAUCAGCUGGCGCAGCUGAGGGCCGACCUGGAGCGGCAGGGCCACGAGUACCAGAUGCUGCUGGACACAAAGACCAGGCUGGAGAUGGAGAUCGCCGAGUACAGGAGGCUGCUUGAUGGAGAGCUGUACAGCCCUGCUGCAUCAUCCCGUAAAGUGAUGAUUGUCACCAAAGAGAUCGUGGAUGGAGAGGAGGUCAGCUCCGAGGCUGUGACUACAUCUGACUGAAACACACCUGGUGUCAUUUCAUAACACGAGACAUCUUCCCAUUUGUGCUGCCAUCCGUUCUCAGAAAUCAGCAAAUAAAUAAAGCACUUCUGAUGAACUGA